UGACGAAAUUAGCGUAUCUAAUCCAACCUUAUCCUUUUCUGUAGCCCACCACUCUCUCCCUGCGUCUUUCCCCCUUCCUUUCUUUCUCUUAUGGCGUUUCAGAGCACUAUCUCUUCGAGCGUAUAACACUGUAAACUCUCUCUAUUCCUCAAUCCAACGUUUCUUUUUCCUUUUAAUUUGAAUCAAGAGCACAAGAAAGAAAGAGACAAGAGGGGAAUUAAGCAAAUGGCUGCAAUUACAGGAGCAACUUCAUCGCCAUUCAGGCUGUCUUUAACUUCCUCUUCCAACCCAACAUCAUCAGUGCACAAGAUUGAACGCAAGCUUUGCACCCUGCCCAUCACCACCUACUCUUUGGAAAGACAUGUAGAAACACAAUUCCCAGUUUCUGCAACAAAACCUUACCAAAAAAAUCAAACAUCACUCUAUGCAACCUUGAGGAGGAGUUCCAAAGGCUUUGGACGGUCUCCGAGGAGAACCAAGAAGACCAAGAAGCCGAACAAAGACGACGACGAAGACGAAGACGAGGCAGAGGAGGAGGAGGAGGCGGAUGAAGGCGUAAUACCAGAGGUGGUGACCAACAGGAUGAUCAGCAGGAUGGGUUUCUCAGUGGGGAUUCCGCUGUUCACAGGGGUUUUAUUCUUCCCAUUCUUUUACUAUCUGAAAGUUGGACUGAAGAUUGAUGUGCCCACAUGGGUGCCCUUCAUUGUGUCUUUCUUCUUCUUUGGGUCUGCUCUCUUAGGGGUGAGCUAUGGGAUUGUUUCUGCUAGCUGGGAUCCAUUGAGGGAAGGUUCCCUCUUGGGUUGGAAUGAGGCUCGGAAGAACUGGCCUGUUUUUUGGCAAUCACUUCGGGGUAGAUCUGGGAAAGAGUACUAGAGCUUUAUCUUCUGCUUGGUAAUAUUAUUAUUACUUUGAAACCAUGAAGGAAAUUUUGAAUAUCA
Messenger RNA from Alnus glutinosa, 938 nucleotides. RefSeq names its product protein PAM68, chloroplastic. The transcript has 2 exons. The record is from RefSeq and is a predicted model, not a curated record. The coding region runs from base 226 to 873 and encodes 215 amino acids. NCBI's taxonomy places the organism in Eukaryota, Viridiplantae, Streptophyta, Magnoliopsida, Fagales, Betulaceae.